CCCUUGCUGUUUUUAUAUUAAAUAAGGAUUUUAUAUGUAUCAAGACAAUAUAAAAUGUACUAAACUGUUAUGCACAAUUUAUUUUAAUUCAGAGACCUUAAGCUUGAGAACUUGCUGAUGGACCGGGAUGGAUUUGUGAAGAUCGUGGAUUUCGGCCUCAGCAAAAACAGAUUUGGAUACGACGAUCGCACAAAGACCAAGUGUGGAACAAAGACUUACAUGGCCCCCGAGAUCUAUAUGAAUAUAGAAUAUGGCAUGGCGGUUGACUGGUGGGCCCUUGGAAUCGCCAUAUAUGCUAUGCUCAUGUAUGAGUUACCAUUCGACAACGAAGAUCCGUUUGAGCUAGCAGAGAGCAUCCUCUAUGAUGAGUUAGAGUUGCCAGAACAUCUAUCAGAGGAUGUUUGUGAAUUAAUAAAUGAAGUAAGUUGUCCCCAACACAUCAGUAAUCAGGAAUGUGCUUUACUGGGUUAUUAUACAUAAGGGGUUACAUUAUGUUUAUGUAGUAACCAUCUUAAAAUGUGUAUUUUGUUGUUAAGCCCAUGUUGUCCCAAUGGUCAAGAUGUGAAACAAUGAAUACCCACUUGAGAAGGUGGGGGGUUAUAAUAACUGCUCACCCCCUGUAUACAGAACUUGGGCUGAUAGAAGAGAAGCAGCUAAUGGGUGUAAAAAUCUGAGCUUCAUACUAAAGCCUUAUGUAGUCUCUUUUUUCUGCCCAACCAGUGGGCUACUUGCUCUAUAAGUCUACAGGACUCUGUAAGACUGCUAGUAUUAAUUGGAUGGAUCAUUUAUUCUUUUCUUUUCUUAAAAGUUAGUCAUUUCAUUUUAGAAUAUAAGACAGAUACCAGCAUUAACGUACAUUAAUCAUGUUAUAAAAAUGAUUUGUGUGUCUAAUUUUUUAAUAUUUGUGUUUUUGCAGCUCUUAGAGAAGGAUCCAGAAUUUCGCCUGGGAUCUGGUGAAACUGGUGCUGACAUGGUUAAAGAGCACCCCUUCUUUAGAGAUAUGGACUGGAAAAAACUUGAAAACAGAAGAGUAAGGCCUCCAUUUGUGCCAGCCAACCAAGGAAAUUUGGAGAGCCUUAGGCAACCUGAAUGCCGAGCUCCAGCAUUGACACUUCCAUCUAUAGAGAUACCAUCGGAGCAUCAAGAGGCAUUCAGAGAAUUUGAUUUUACACCUGAAUAAACAUCAAAUUAAAGGAGAAGGAAACCCCCUGGGCGUAAAAAUCCCUCCCUCCUCCACCCUGGCCUACCUG
Messenger RNA from Xenopus laevis (African clawed frog), 1250 nucleotides. RefSeq names its product putative serine/threonine-protein kinase PRKY. The coding region runs from base 118 to 480 and encodes 120 amino acids. Lineage: Eukaryota; Metazoa; Chordata; Amphibia; Anura; Pipidae. The record is from RefSeq and is a predicted model, not a curated record. The transcript is spliced from 4 exons.